UGUGUGCGUGACAGAGAGAGAGAGAGAGAGAGAGAGAGAGAGAGACUGAAUAGGCAGGCUUCUUGAAUACCUGUGAGUGAGCACAGCCCCUGAGCGUAAAUGAGGUCGCUUCCUGAACUGAGACUCGUUAAAAAAAAAAAAACAAAAAAAAAAACGAAAGUCAAAGAGGGAAACAAGUGCACAUGGUGAAUGUGACUGACGGAGAGCAGCGCAGAGACGUCUCAGCAGCAUGAGCCAGUGGAAGCAGAUUCAGCAGCUGGAGAUCAGACUCCUCGAACAUGUGGACUACCUGUAUGAUGAUAAUUUCCCCAUGGACAUCCGACAGGGUCUGGCCAGCUGGAUCGAGUCUCAGGACUGGGACACAGCAGCUAACGACGAAUCAAUGGCGGCGGUGCUGUUCACCAACCUGCUGUCCCAGUUGGAGAGGGUGCGCUCACAGGAGCAGAACUUCUUACAAAGGCACAACAUGAAAAUAAUACAACAACAGCUUCAGGUGAAAUACUCUACCAACCCUGCUGUCAUGGCAAGAGUUAUCUCCACCUGCCUCAGGGAAGAGCGUCGUAUCCUCUCCAGCGCUUGCACGCAGGAACAGGGUCCACUGGAGAAAUCAUUGCAGAAUUCUGUGGCCUUUGAGAGGCAGAAGAACAUGGACAACAGAGUCGGUAUCAUCAGGGGCAGCGUGCAGUUGAUGGACCAGGCUGUGAAAUACAUUGAGGACAUGCAGGACGACUUUGAUUUUCGUUACAAGACCCUACAGUCUCGUGAAUCAGCAGAUAGGAACUCUGACAUGAUGAAACAGGAAGUAACAAGACUACAGGAAAUGCUUAACAGACUCGACUUUAAAAGGAAGGAGAUCCUGUCAAAGAUGGAUGUUGUGAUUAAGGAGAUUGAUGACCUGAUGACUUCUCAGCUCAACCCUGAGCUGCAGGACUGGAAGCGCAGGCAGCAGAUCGCCGCCAUCGGCGGUCCACUGCUCACUGGCCUGGACCAGCUGCAGAGCUGGUUUACUCUGACAGCACAAAGUCUCUUCCAGAUCAAGCGUCAGCUGGACAAACUGGGGGAGCUGGUUGUGAAGGUCACCUAUGAGAGUGACCCGAUCCCGCUGCAAAAACCUCAGAUGGAGGAGCGAGUUAAAUACCUUAUCUAUCACCUCAUCAAGAGCUCAUUUGUUGUGGAGAAGCAGCCAUGCAUGCCCACACAUCCACAGAAGCCCCUCAUCAUCAAGACUGGAGUUCAAUUCACCACCAAAGUCAGACUCCUGGUUAAACUCCCAGAAGUGGAUUAUCAGCUGAAAGUGAAAACAACAUUUGACAAGGACCUCCCCCCCGGCAGAGUAAGUCGUCAGUUUUUCAUCCUGACCAACAACACUAAAGUUAUGGAUAUUGAGGACUACUCCAAUGGCUGCCUCUCGGUGGAGUUCAGACACCUGCAGUUGAAAGAGAAGAAAUAUAUCAAUGGCACAAAGGGAAAUGAGGGUCUGCUCUCUGUGACAGAGGAACUUCACUCUCUCAGUUUUGAGGCUUGCUUCACGGUGCAGGGCCUCACCAUCGACCUGGAGACGUGUUCUCUGCCACUGGUGGUCAUUUCCAACGUGAGCCAGCUGCCUGGAGGCUGGGCCUCCGUCAUGUGGUAUAACCUUCUGACGGAUGAGCCAAGGAACUUGUCAUUCUUUGGAAACCCACCUCGGGCCAGCUGGAGCCAGCUCUCUGAGGUCCUUAGCUGGCAGUUCUCCACCUUUGCCGGUCGGGGCCUCAACAAGGAGCAGCUCACCAUGUUGGGAGAAAAGCUUCUUGGCCAGCAUGCCUCCUGUAGUGACUAUCAAGUGUCCUGGUCUAAGUUCUCUAAGGAGAAUAUUCCAGGAAAGCCCUUCAGUUUCUGGAUGUGGCUAGACUCCAUCCUGGAACUCAUCAAGAAACACUUGCUGCCAGUUUGGAAUGAGAACUACAUCAUGGGUUUUGUCAGUAAAGAGACGGAGCGCACUCUGCUGAAGGACAGAGAGCCGGGCACCUUCCUCUUACGCUUCAGUGAGAGCCACCUUGGAGGAAUCACUUUUACCUGGGUGGAGCAUAGCGACAAUGGAGAUGUGAAAUUCAACUCUGUGGAGCCCUACACUAAAAACCGGCUUAGUGCUCUCCCAUUUGCCGACAUCAUACGAGACUACAAAGUGAUCUCAGAUGGGGUUGUCCCGGAGAACCCGCUCAAGUUCCUCUACCCCGACAUCCCCAAAGACGAGGCCUUCGGUCGGCUUUACAAUAGUCAACCCAGCAAAGUCCAUCCAUACAUACCAUCUACCCUGAUCCCCAUCUCAGAAUUGCGCCCUAAUUCAAGCGCCACGCCACCUUCUUGCCAGUCUCCUGAGCCCCCAAUGACUCCUGGGGAGUUUGACAUGCUCAGUGAGCAGCUAUGCUUCGACAUUGACACGAUGAGUUCUCCAUAUUCGGAGUAAAACAAGAUGAAGUGUGCUGAAACGUUCUUUGAAUCCUUCCUCACAAAGUUUUCCCAUUGAUCUGAUGCCAGUCUCCAACCAAUGUCUACAUCUUGAUUAUGAUGAAACAGCCUGCUGAGUUUUAAGGUUUUUGUGGUAAAACUGGAUUCAUUACUUUAGCUGUUGUUAGCUGCUUUUAACAUUCCUAACUUCUUAAAAGAAAUUUUGAUGUGGUUCUGUAGAUCUAUGACAACUUCAUUUUGACUUAAUUAUAUUUUAACUGUUGAAUGAGUUUCUAUGAAGUCUAUAUUGUAUAUAAAACAAUUUAAACAUGUGCAGUGUACCAUAUUGACAUUAGCUUGCUAUUUUAUUUCUGCAUCACUGGCACUACUGUCUCUUUUUGUAACUGUUAGUCGCAACAGUUGAAGUUGAAUGUUUGUUACAAUGUUUUGACUCGACCUGCGUUGCAUACAUACACACUCAUUCACAUAUUCAUUGAUGGUUAGUUCACCUGCCACCUAUCGACCAUGAGGAGGCAUGACACGGUCUACUGAUAACUUUGCAAUUUGCAGAGCUUUUAUUUUUGGAAGCAGCCGGAAGUAAAAAAAAAUGCCUACAACGCACUACUUCUUGCUUGAUACAAAUUUUGUCGAGAAUCACAUGAUUACCGGAGAAUGAGGUGGGACGAUGAUUAAACAAUGGUUGGCGCAAUCACCCAGAAUGAUGAAACAUUUUUUUUCCCUGCAAAUAACGAUCAAGCAUUCUUGCUUGUGUGACAGUUGUCAAAAAUAAAUAAAUUAAUUACAGGUUCACUCACA
This is a messenger RNA of Lates calcarifer (barramundi perch), 3243 nucleotides long. Its product is annotated as signal transducer and activator of transcription 4. The record is from RefSeq and is a predicted model, not a curated record. Gene Ontology annotation, molecular function: RNA polymerase II cis-regulatory region sequence-specific DNA binding; DNA-binding transcription factor activity, RNA polymerase II-specific. Gene Ontology annotation, biological process: regulation of cell population proliferation; cell surface receptor signaling pathway via JAK-STAT; response to peptide hormone. Lineage: Eukaryota; Metazoa; Chordata; Actinopteri; Centropomidae. The coding region runs from base 230 to 2446 and encodes 738 amino acids. The transcript has 24 exons.